GUUGAAUAUUAUUUUAAUUUGUGAUAUAAAAGUAAGUUUUUGAAAUUAUAAUGUAUUAUUUGAAGUUUGAAAAUCUGGCUCUCCCUGACUAAAAUUCCUACCUCCGUGACUAAAAUUCCUACCUCCGCCCUGUACAGAGAGGUGAUGUUGAAUUCAGAGAUGUAGCUUUCUACAUAUUGUAUGAAUUGGUUUUUGGAGACGUAGGUGGGAAAUGUGGCCGGAAAUGGCUUGUGAGGGAGAAUGCAGAAUUGUUUGGGGCGGGUUCUCCGUUGGCAAAAGGUGCAGAUCAGCCCCUGAACUCAACAACUGGUGGCAAAUCACCCCCUCAACCCAUUUCACGCGCAAAUCAGCCCCUCAACUCCCCUGCAGUGGCAAAUCAGCCCUUCUCUUAACAUUUCCGUUAACAUUUAACAUUCCGUUCAUCACCCCUCUACUGCAAUGGACCCGACCAAUAAUGAAUCCUUCUUCAGCUCCCACCGUGAUCGUCGUUCCAACAAAAAUAAUCAGAAUCAGAGUACGAGUGAUAAUCCUAAUACGCCCUCUGAUAAGGGUAAGGAAAAGGAACACGAUCUCAGGAUUCGAGAGAGAGAGAGAUCACGCCAACAGUAAUAAUCAUCCCGAGCGUGGUUUGGGAUUGAAUUUGGAUGCAUCUGGUGACGAUGAUGAUAAAGACAGUGAGGGUGGUGGAGGGAUUUUGCCGUCAGCUAGCAGCACCCUUCAAGGGCUAUUAAGGAAGCUGGAAGGAGAGGAAGGUAGGCAAGUGGAGGCGUUAACGCAGCUCUGUGAAAUGCUCUCAAUUGGGACUGAGGACUCACUAAGCACCUUCUCUGUGGAUUCCUUUGUUCCUGUGCUUGUGGGAUUGCUUAAUCAUGAAAGCAAUCCGGAUAUAAUGCUUCUAGCUGCAAGGGCACUCACUCAUUUGUGUGACGUGUUGCCUUCUUCAUGUGCUGCCGUUGUUCACUAUAAUGCUGUUUCGUGCUUCUGUGCAAGGCUGCUAACCAUAGAGUAUAUGGACUUGGCUGAGCAGCAAACCCAGAUCUGGGUUUGUCUCAAAUCCAGCUGUCCUAAGAAAUGGAUAAACUCAGCAUGUGAGAGCCGCCACCCGCAGGACUCAUUGGACAAGCACAUGGUGGAUCUCGAAAUGAAUCUUCAAAUGGUCUCCGAAGAAAUUGCCGCCUCUCUUGAGGAGCAGAGCGCUUCCGCCCUUCUCCGUGUCCCCCGUGCCACCCUUGACGUCCUCCGCCUCCGUGAUGACGCUAUUUCCCUCCGCAAUUCCAUUGCUGGAAUCCUCGACAAGCUUAAGAAGGCGAUAGGCUCCUCAGCGGAAUCUAUAGCUGCCCUUGCUAAAGUUGAUACAGUCAAGCAGAGAAUGGAAGCUGCAUAUGAAACAUUGCAGGAUGUUGCAGGGUUAACACAAUGGAAAUCUGGGUUUUAGAUCUGGGUUCCAGCGAUGUGCAGGAUGAGAGAGGAGGAAAAAAACCCAGAUCUGGGUUUGAUUUGGAAAGGAAGAAGGGAGAAGGGAGAGAACAAGAAUAAAAAGGAAGAAGAUGAUUUUUUUUUUUUUUAAUUUGAAAAAUGGUGAAACAAUAAUAAAAAAAUAUCAAAAUU
Molecule: messenger RNA, 1608 nt
Organism: Rubroshorea leprosula
Lineage: Eukaryota; Viridiplantae; Streptophyta; Magnoliopsida; Malvales; Dipterocarpaceae
Source: the annotation of a GenBank genome assembly